Pseudo-nitzschia multistriata is the source of this 1821-nucleotide messenger RNA. Lineage: Eukaryota; Bacillariophyta; Bacillariophyceae; Bacillariales; Bacillariaceae. The record is from the annotation of a GenBank genome assembly.
AACAAGAAGGCAACAAGUUAUUUGACGUUAGGAUCCUCUAAGCUUGCGGUAUUUGGUAUUUCGGCACUUCAACUGUAGAGUCCAACGAACAAGGCUUCACAUUCCUCUGGCACGAUUAAGCCCCUUCAAAAAAUGGAUAUCCGUAAACGCAAAGAUACCCCGGAAUCUGCGAUCGAUGACGGAGAUGCACCAAAUCGCCGCACGAAACUUCGAACCGAGGAAGACCUUGGCGAUGUACCCGCAGGCACCGAAGAUCCUUCCGCGGAAAAUGCAACCAUGGUGAGCACCGCCGCUGCCGCGAGUGCAGUUGAUGCUUCUGCGUUGCCCAGCAGCACCGAUCCAGAAACUCUUCCAGUUUCGAACGACCCCGCCAUCGAAGUGGAGAAAGCGCUAAUUGCACCAGCCAACGAAGCCUCGCCAGAGUCCAUCACUGCUAUCGAAAACCCGGAUCUUGUUGCCGCCGCCACGGAGGAAAUAGCCCCAAAGAUCGACCCAAAGCCGUACACGGCAGAAGAGCUGGCAAACUGGAAUCAAAUGUUUUUCCAAUUAAUGGUAAGUGCUGCACGCCUAUCGUUGGCUAUAUCCUUGGAAGAUCACUGUUGGAUUCCUAAUCAUGCUCGCGCUGAAUUUCUGAACGCCAUGGUGGCCAAUCGGGUCGAAUUGAAUGGAUAUUUGCAACAUCACUUUGCUACAGCUUUAUAGAAUCGAAAACGGUAACGUAAAUGUCAAGUCAACGGACAGAAAACACGGGGAUUUGUACAGCUGGAUCGUUCAGUUGCGAAAAGACUACAAGACACGCGAAAGAGAUCCCUCGGAAUCGCCCCUCACGGAGGCCCAAAUCAGUGUUCUUGAAAGUGUUAGGUUUGCAUUCACAACUCGGGGAGAAGAACAUUGGCAGAAGAGCUACGAGAGAUUGAAGGAAUACAAGGCUAAUCACGGGCACGUUCUCGUUCCUCGUCAGUGUGAGAUUCAGGGAUUGGGAGAUUGGGUAAGACAGUAUGAACUAAUGAGCUGUGUCUGCCGUAACUGGACGCAUUGGAUGAUGUUUGCUCACCCUCGUACUUCGUGUCGCCUUUUCUGCCUUGUCUUUUUCACUCUAUAGGUCACAAGUCAGCGCCAGCAAUACCAAGAGUACAGGAAAGGGCGCCCGACUCCUCUCACGAAACAACGCAAAGAGUUAUUGGACGAAAUCGGAUUCCAGUUCCGGAUUAGAAAUCGUCCAGAAUGGGGUUCGAAGUACCAGGAGUUAUUGGAUUACAAGGAAAAGCAUGGCGAUACUCGUGUCCCCCAACAUUUCAAAGAGAACAAAGCGCUUGGAAAGGUAAAAAGAAACUAACGGAAUUGCUAAGGACCACUAUGUGUAUCUACCCGCAUGUUUCAGUCGAAUCGCAUUGAUAAUUCUGCUCACACUUUUUCUGAUGCUACCAUCUCUCAAUUUUUUCGACGUUAUAGUGGGUUGCAAAACAGCGGGAGCAAUAUAAGCUACACAAAAAAGAAAAGCAGUAAGUUAUUGCCCACAAUUUUGCUCAAUCUUUGCGCGAACCCUCUUAAAUCCCGUAUGGCAGCCAAUGUUACGUUUACUUACACCAAGAUAUUUUCUCUUUUGGUUGCAAACGAUAGUUCCUUUCUGACUCCUGAUCGCCUGGAGAAACUUAACAGUAUCGGAUUUGUGUGGAGUGUACGAGGCGAGUCAUCUACGUCACAAGCCGAUAAGAACGUAACCAAUCCAUUACCCGAUGAGAAGAUUGAGCCAACAGCUGUGGUAGCUGUUGACGUCCACAUGCCGAAAACCGAAGGGGAAGAUAAAGUCAUCAAAGAAGA